Messenger RNA from Drosophila persimilis, 1764 nucleotides. It is a transcript of the gene nab, whose product is annotated as NGFI-A-binding protein homolog. Gene Ontology annotation, biological process: negative regulation of DNA-templated transcription. Gene Ontology annotation, cellular component: nucleus. NCBI's taxonomy places the organism in Eukaryota, Metazoa, Arthropoda, Insecta, Diptera, Drosophilidae. Bases 1 to 1764 code for a protein of 587 amino acids. The record is from RefSeq and is a predicted model, not a curated record. Gene Ontology annotation, molecular function: transcription coregulator activity; transcription factor binding. The transcript is spliced from 7 exons.
AUGGAGGCCAAUGCCAAUUCGCCCUCCACGCCGACCACAACUUCGUCUACGGUGGUGGUGUCCACCCCCUCGCCUGCUGCCAGUACGAGCAGCAAGAGUCAUUUGGCUCCAGCCUCCACCUCCACCUCCGCCUCUGCCACACCCACCACCCACGUCACGCAGUCGCAGCUGCUGACCACCAGCCUGGAGGCCGCCAAGCAGGAGGAUCUCUACAACCUGUCACUGGCCAGCGGUCUGUCCGAGGGUCAGCGCUCCCUCUCCGGCGCCCCGUCGGCAUCCUCCAGCCCCAUUCUGAGUCCGCAGGGCAAGAUCUUCGGGAGGAAUGCGAAUGGAACAAUGAUCACCACAUCCCGGCCGGGCAACGAGGCGGAGGUGCAGCUGUACCGAGUGCUCCAGCGGGCCAGUCUUCUCGCCUACUACGACACGCUCCUCGAGAUGGGCGGUGACGAUGUGCAGCAGCUGUACGACGCCGGCGAGGAGGAGUUUCUCGAGAUCAUGGCUUUGGUGGGCAUGGCAUCCAAGCCCCUGCACGUGCGGCGUCUGCAAAAGGCCCUGCAUGAGUGGGCCAACAAUCCCGGCCUGUUCCAGGGCGUCCUCAUGCCGCAGCUGGGUCUGUGUGAGACACCGCCCAAGCCAGCGCUGGUCUUCAAUCCGGACACCACGCCUGCCCUGCCCCGCCAGAAAUUUCCCUCCUUCAAUGCAACAGGUUCCUUCCAGGCCUCGCCGGCCCCGGUUCCGGCCCCUGGUCCGGUUGUGUCCGCGACCGCGACGGCGCCGGCGGUCACGACGGUCCCCCAUUUAAUAUCCCAAAUUAGUUGCACCUCGGUGCCCGUCCUGCCCUCCAUUGUCCUGCCCUCCACAACACCUCUGACUAGCAAUCCCAAUCCCCAGACACAUUCCAAUGCCAAUCCCAGCAGCAUGCCAGGAUCAGCGGCCUGUGUCUCGGUUAGCACAGCCCACCAGGUCUCCUCCAGCUCACCCCAGCUGACGCCGGUCCUCACCGAGAUGCAGAUCCAGCGCAUCACCAUGUGCGCGGAGAAGAUCGGCCGCCAGCUGCCGCAGCGGGAGCCACGCGCCCAGACCACCCGGAAGCGCACCACCCGCGAACUGGAGCAGGUGAUAGCCAUGAGCGAGCACGAUCCGCGUCGCAUGGACGAGAUCCGUAAGUACUCGGCCAUCUACGGCCGCUUCGACUGCAAGCGCCGCCCGGAGAAGCCCCUCACGCUCCAUGAGGUGUGCGUCAACGAGGCGGCCGCCCAGCUCUGUCGCAAUCCCCAGACCAUCUGGUUGCUUACCCGCCGCGACGAGCUCUUCCCGCUGGCGCGGCAGAUCGUCAAGGAUGCAGGAUUCGGCCACUCGGCGAGCAUAGCCCGCUACGGGGGACUGCUCACCCAGCUGCCGGGUGCCCAUGGUGCGGGUGGAGCACGGGGCUCUGGCUCUGGCUCGGGCUCGGGCUGUGUGCCCAGCGAUGUUGACUGCGAGUCGAGCGAUGCAUCGAUGCCGCCCAAGCGGCAGCGUCUCUCCUCCACGGAGGCGGCACAGCUGCCCAUGGACCUCAACAGGGAAGCUGUGGAGGACUCGCGCUACAAUCUCUUUGCCAUGUACCAGAAGUUCGCCAAGCCGCCAUUCGACCUUACGGAGAUCGCCAAGUUCUCGCUGGGCAAGACGGCCGACUUUGAGGACAACGACUCGCGGUUCUCCUUCAGCAACUCCUCCAGCUCCCCGCCAAUGCCAGUGAACGGCCUGCAAUGGUCUGGAAGGUGA